Messenger RNA from Huiozyma naganishii CBS 8797, 1149 nucleotides. It is a transcript of the gene SPO11, whose product is annotated as DNA topoisomerase (ATP-hydrolyzing). The transcript has a single exon. Gene Ontology annotation, cellular component: nuclear chromosome. Gene Ontology annotation, molecular function: DNA binding; DNA topoisomerase type II (double strand cut, ATP-hydrolyzing) activity; ATP binding. Gene Ontology annotation, biological process: reciprocal meiotic recombination; meiotic DNA double-strand break formation; meiotic DNA double-strand break processing. The record is from RefSeq and is a predicted model, not a curated record. The coding region runs from base 1 to 1149 and encodes 382 amino acids. Lineage: Eukaryota; Fungi; Ascomycota; Saccharomycetes; Saccharomycetales; Saccharomycetaceae.
AUGCGAGAUCUGUCACAAUUGUUACAAAGCAGUCCCUCAAAAUCUGAACUCAUCCAGAUGCUAGAACCGGCCGUCCGCGAGGUGCACUUGAACGCGGGGAAUGGUUUAGGGGGAAUACCCUCUUGGAUCCACGAGUUACUAUCCCUGUGUUCACGAGCCAUUGAGCAACACGGUGAGACUGUCCAGUUAAUUGUGGCCACGCCGCGGCGGCGGGUACUUUUGCUGCCCUUCUGCGGCCGGUCGGGCGAUGAGCAGCAAGUUCACUGGAACCUCCGGCGAGUGGCGGUUCUGCUGGCGCUGCUCCGCGUGGUGCAGCAGCGGGUUGCGCAGGGCGAAACGAGUACGACAAGGGACGUGUACUACUCGAACGUCGAGUUGUUCAGGAACCAAGAGACCGUCACGGGUACGCUCAAAGUGCUGCAGACGGCUUUCCAGUUGAAGUCGCUGGCCGACUUGAACGUGGUUCCAGCGCAGAAGGGCCUUGUGUUCAGUACGUGUCCGAUCACGCUCCGAUGGGCGCGUAGGACCCCUGUAUCGCUGUGCUUGAACCCGAUGGAGUCGCAUUUGAUCCCGUACCUCGAUGAAAGGACGACACUCACACUCCCACAGGAUGGGACAGGUGUCACCGUUGUGAUCUUGGAGAAGGAAGCAGUCUAUAACAAACUUGUUCGGUGUACGAGGGUGGGGGACCCUCGGCUACACCGGAUUCUCGUCACGGGGAAGGGAUACCCAGAUAACCUCACAAGACGGUUUAUUUCGUUGGUCCCUGAGACGGUUCAGGUCCAUGUGUUCGUCGAUGCGGAUCCGUAUGGGAUCAACAUUGCGUUGAAGUACAUGGACGCAUGCCCUCAGGUGAAAGUCCAGUACGCUGGCGCGACUUUGACCAAGUUGUUACACAGGGAGGGCACUACUUUGCUCGCGCUGAACGAGCGGGACACGGUGCUAGUGCGCACGACGCUGCAGCGCAUUGCUAAUUCUCCUGCAGACACUGCACAAACGCACCAACUAAAGUGCCAAUUGCAAAGACAACUGUUUUACGGCAAGAAGGCAGAGAUGAACGCGUUGUACAGCACGACAGACCAUCGCCAGAAACCCACAGGACCGUCGCCGUCACCGUCACUGACAACAGCAGCAUCUUCUCUGAAGUGA